GGUUCAGCGGUUAUUUAACAUUCACAAAAGGUGUCCAUGGUGUUCAUGAUGUGACGUGUAUGUCUGUGAGCUCUAUAUGGGCAUAUAGCACUGACCUUAACUGGCUAUUUCCGGCCAACGAUUACAACCUUUAUUGCAUUGGGCUGCAAUAAAAUUCCGCAACAAGCAAGACACUUCCGCUCUGAGAUGAUAUAAAGAAGCCUGACUAUUACCUUAUGAAUAGCAGUAUUCGUCACAGUUUAGAAGUGUAUUGCUUUUCUUCAUUGAGACUAGCUUUGGACAGCAAAUGUGUAUAAUUUGCUUGUUAAUUCAACAGAGUUAAAUAAUCCAACGCUAAUUUCCAGCGAGAUAAAUCUGUUAUCUGUAUUCGUCGACGUUUGGUAUACCAUUUGAAAGACGGAUUCGCUAACGACGCAAAGAUGCAGAUUGCGUUGUACAUACUGAUUUCCGCUGCUCAGAGCAUAUUUUUAUUGGAUUGCGUGGAUAGUACUACAGGAAAUCAGGCGUGUACUGCAGUGAUGUCUUAUGAAUGCGAGCCUUGCCUUAACUGCUCCGAAGAGAAUCAGUCUAUUCUCCCUGUGGGCGUGUCUGUGAUACUUACUAAUAACAUGGAUGUAAUGAAGGAUUUGAAGACGAUGGAGAAGAUGUUGGAUUUGGAAUCAGAUAAACUGAUGAUGGAGGAGAUUAACAACUUGAAGGUGGAGGUAACGCUGCUGGCAAGAAAACAAGAAUGGAGGAGUGAAAAAGGAAGGGCUUUAUUAACAAAAAACAGUUUGUCUUUUAAAAGCUACGGUGGUUAUUUCGGGAUAUUUUUCUCCAGGAAGGGAAUUUGUUACAAACGACUGUGUGGCACUUUUGGGACUUUAUCAAAUCGAGAUGCGCAUUUUCAGCAAGAUGGUGCUGGUAGAAUAUUAAUAAUAGCAAUUCUCGGAGCCAAGCUGGUGACGCUACUACAUCUUGUUCUGAGUCUCAGAUAUAAAACAAAAAGCGAAGUUAUUAGUAAAGCAAAUAAAACAAAAACGAGGAGAGACCCUCUCCAAGAAUGGAGUGAGGUUACUUACAGGAUCACAAUGAUCUUAUUCUAGCGGGAAAACGAAUCGAACUUUUUUGUACAAAAACUAUAGCAGCUCAUCCUGUAUGCAGCUGCAUGACAAUAUGAAUUUUUUUGCAGAUAAAUAUCGAGAUGUCUUAAAUUUGAAUGAUCGUUUGGAUUAUGCAUCCUAUGAUACUGAAGAUUUCUCAGUUGAAAACCACGCUGCAACACAUGAAGUGUCGCAUUUAAGUGGAUCAUUAUCGCCCACUGAAAACUCCUGGGGUGAAGAUUUCUUACUUCUAAACCCUGCUGUAGUACAAAAAAUUCUGGACGAAAUUCCAGAGGAAAUUCUAUCGUCCACUGAGAACCUUCUCGGUACUAUGGAAGAGCCUGAUCAAGUCUUCCAUGAAAAUUUUAUGAACCUGACAACAAUGUCAGCAGAGUCAAAUAUGAACUCUUUCCACACUGAAACUACAAUUGACAAUAUGGUUUUAGAACCCAACACAGGAACUCUCGAACGUAUCAACAGAUUUGGUAUCGUGAUGGGCACCACUAAUUCAGACGCGUUAUCAAAUUGUUCACCGUGCAAUAUCAAACAGUUCGAUACGGCAGCUGAAGGCCUUGGACCGAGGCCUACUUGCAUCGCUGGCCAUUCUACCAUGGAGUCCAGUCUUCAAAACAAUGCAAUCUCUCCGCUCAGCCAGGCAUACGAAUGCACCCACGCUGUUGUUCCAGAAAUAUCUCAUCCUCUCGUGAUUGUGAAUCCUAAUAGCAGAAAAAGGCCCGUCGAGGAAGACACCGACCCUGGUCAAGCUGUUGUCCUGGCGUCUAAGAAGAGAAUUGAGGAACCUUGCAGUGAUGUAGCUUCAUUUGUAAAUGAAAAAACUAUUCCUGCGGGUGAAGCUUCCUCUGAAGGCAAAGAAAGACGUCCUGUAGCGACAACCUGGUGCAGGACUUGUGUCCGCGAACCGGCGGAAGAAGCUGCUCUUAAUGAACAGAAAAACGAAGUUGCGAUUGAAUAUUUGAAAUCCUGGGUAAAAAUUUUGUUUGAAGAAAACGAGUCCCUAAGUAAGGAUAGAGAAACGCAUAAGGGUGAUAUCAGCAAGAAGAAAAACAAGAGUUCGUCGCAACUUCAGAAAAUGGAGAAUGAGCUUGAAAGAGAAAACGCAGAAUUAAGAACCAUGGUCAAAACGAUGUCAAGUGAGGUUAAGUCUUUGAGGAAGCGUUUACAUAUCAGUUCAGAGGUCAGUGUUAUUACAACAAAAAAUAAUUGACAGAAAUUUCUUUGUAAAAUAACCAUUUGUUUCUCUAUAGCAUAACAACAUAUAAAAUAAGCAUAGAAUAGAAUAAAAUAAGACAUCGUCAGCUUGAUUAAAGCGACACUAGCAAUACUAUAUAUAAAGCUAGGAGCUGAUUUGAGAGAUUUCCAGAGUGAUAUAAGGGUCUGGUCAUAAAGUAACUGAUAGUAUACGUUGGGAGGAAACGUAUUCAUUUAGAUACGGCAGGUACGUCUAUUAGUUCGUUUCUCCGUCUUUCUCCGUCUAUUAAUACUACAAAUAUAUUAUACAAGUUAUUCAGUAAAAACCUGCAUUGGAAUUGACAUUAAAAGGCGAAUGACGCAUGGAAAAUAUUAUUGAUGCAUGGAAAAUGGCUAGGAUAACACCAAUUUUUAAAUCUGAAAACAGACAAAAGUGUGACAAUUACUUACCUAUCUCAAUUCUACCGAUAAUAAGUAAGAUAUUUGAGAAGGAAAUUUUUGAUCAGUUAUAUGACCAUUUAUCUCAAAAUCUCUUGCUCUCCAAACAUCAAUCAGGUUUCCGGCUAAAUCACUCAACCAUGUGCGAUCAAUGGUUAGAGAAUAUGGACAAUGGCAUGCUAAAUGGCGUUGUUUUUCUUGAUAUCAGAAAAGCUUUUGAUUCAAUUGAUCACUCUAUUUUACUAAAAAAGAUGAAAACGCAAUUUGGAAUCCAUGGGGCUGAGCUAAAAUGGUUUGAAUCUUAUUUAACAAAGAGAGAAUAAGUGUGCCUUGUCAAUAGUCAGGUUUCGUCACCUAAACAAAUAAUAUGUGGAAUUCCACAGGGCUCAAUCCUUGGCCCGUUGCUAUUUUUAUUAUAUAUUAAUGAUAUGCCAAAGUGCCUAAAAUCUACAACUCCCUGUCUUUAUGCUGACGAUACUGUAAUUUCCGCAUCAUCACAUGACUAUGAUACUCUUGUCCAAAAUCUAAAUGAGGACUUAAAAAACUUGCAUAGUUGGCUUUUCAAAAAGAAGUUACAACACCACCCAACUAAAACCAAAUUGAUGUUUAUUGGAUCAUCGUAUAACCUUAAAAAUAAGGUUGGUGAAAAUGCUGUAAUUUUUGACGACAAACCAGUACCAAUUCAUUCUUUUGAAAGUUUAGGAGUAGAAAUUGAUGAAAAUCUAAGUUGGGUAAAACAUAUUGAUAAAAUAUGCAAGAAAGCAAGUUCUGGUAUCGGAGCUAUAAAGCGCGCUAAACCGUACGUCAACACCAAUACGUUACAAACUAUUUAUAAAGCACUGAUCCAGCCGCAUUUUGACUAUUGUUCUACCUUGUGGUCAAACUGCGGCAAAUUGCUCCAAGAUAAACUGCAGAAAUUUCAGUCCCGCGCAGCAAGGGUAAUAACUAGCGCCACCUACGAUGAAAGGUCACUAUAGAUAUUCUUAAUACCUUGUCCUUGUCCUGGGAAACACUCGAAAAUAGAAGGGAAAAAUCCAAGGCUGUAUUUAUGUACAAAGUGUUAAAUGGCUACGCCGCCUCAAGUCUAAAAGAAUCUUUCUGUAAAAAGAGUGUGAAACAAAAUACUUAUAAUCUUAGAAGUAGUGAAAAGGAUUUAAUUCUUCCAAAACCCAGAACGGAAUAUCUAAGAAGAAGUUUUAAGUACAGCGGCGCCAUGCUAUGGAACAACCUUUCACCUGCAGCUAAAUCGGCAGAUACUUUAAACUGCUUUAAACGAGAAAUAGCAGUAAACUAGUGGAAGAUGCUGUGCCACACGUGUCAAAUACGUUUAUGUAUUUUACAUUUUUAACUCUAUCUUUUUUUAAAGUACUUAUACUACAUUGUAUUAUUUGUGUGACGCCCCUCG
Molecule: messenger RNA, 4134 nt
Organism: Dendronephthya gigantea
Lineage: Eukaryota; Metazoa; Cnidaria; Anthozoa; Malacalcyonacea; Nephtheidae
Exons: 5
Coding region: 1138-2307 (389 amino acids)
Source: RefSeq, a predicted model, not a curated record